UCAUUCUCCCUGACGCGCCCCGCCUCACUCCCACCAUCACAGACUUAUUGGAAAAUUUUUUUUGCAGACGAUAUUUCAUCAUUUUUCGGACCCAUGAUGGGAUUGGUUUACUUCUUUGAUGUCACCGGCUUUUGUCUUUUGUUUCUCGAGUGUUCACAAUUGAAUACUGAAUCAUUGGCUCGUUUUGGACCGUUAACGAUUAUCGCAGUAUCGCAGCUUUUAGAAAUAUCAAUUAUUUUCGAAAUUGUCGGCACUAUGGGUGAAAAGCUUAAGGACAAUGUAUACAAUUUGCCCUGGCAAUGUAUGGAUAUGAAAAAUCAGAUGACGGUUUUAAUUUUCCUCAAUAGAAUUCAGAGAACAAUGCAUAUCACAUGUAUGGAGGUGAUGCCCGUUGGUGUACAAAGCAUGGCCUCUAUUUUGAAAACAUGCUUCUCGUACUUCACGAUUCUACAAUCUAUGGAUAUUUAA
Pieris brassicae (large cabbage white) is the source of this 468-nucleotide messenger RNA. RefSeq lists its product as uncharacterized. NCBI's taxonomy places the organism in Eukaryota, Metazoa, Arthropoda, Insecta, Lepidoptera, Pieridae. The transcript is spliced from 5 exons. Gene Ontology annotation, cellular component: plasma membrane. The record is from RefSeq and is a predicted model, not a curated record. The annotation marks the transcript as partial. Gene Ontology annotation, biological process: sensory perception of smell; detection of chemical stimulus involved in sensory perception of smell. Gene Ontology annotation, molecular function: olfactory receptor activity; odorant binding.